UUACACUUAUUGUGGAUGUUGUGGAUCGUGUUUAUUUCAAACACUUUCAUUCAUUGCUUAGUAUUUUUACAUAGGUUGGCAGCUCGAGUUAAUAAAGCGCGUGAUUUGAACUUACUUUGACUAGUAUCAAAUAAAAGAAGAAAGCAAUAAAUAUUGUUUAUGCAAUAGGUGCAGUGUUGCUUAAAUGGGUUGGCAGCUCUUAUUUUUGAAUAUGAAUACAAGAAAUACGAAAGGAAAUACUUGUGCAAUCCAAAUAUUUAUUGAUCAACACUGCCUUUAUUUACACGGGAUGGCAGUUCUUUUUAUGAAGGCGCAUAUUUCAAAAUUACUUUGGAUAUUUUGAAAUGUAGGAAGUAAGCACUUAAAAUUGUCCGCCACACAAUAUACAUUUUACAUAGUGAAUUAGUGGCUUAUUGUGCUCAAGCUGAACGAAAUACGCCGCCAAGUUGAUGACUUUAUAACCCAAUUCAGCUGCUAAUUGGUGCGCAAAUAUUUACUUCGGUUGUGUCGAACACAAUUUCAUCGUCCGAUCAUUUUUGGUACUGGUAAAGAUCAUUCUUCAAGCGCUCUGUGCACUUCACAGACGACUGCCUUAGGAACUUAAGUAAUGCAUUUAGCAAGUUGUUUGCUGUUGCUCGUUUGGCUUGUGCCAUGGCUGGAAGCCUCCUACGAUGUGAUUUCGCCUGCCCAGAAUAUAACGGCUUACUUACAUGCACGACAGAAGCGCCAUCAGCUGGUCUACCACAAUGGAGGCAGUAUUCGCUUAGUAGUUGGUCCCGUCAUGGCUGUUGAGCUACAAGAUCCUGUCGUUUGGCGCAGCAUGGUCAACUUUUAUACACUACACUUUGGGGCAUAUACAUUGCCCUCAGCGCCGCUCUACCCAUGGGAUAAAUGGGAGUCCAUAUUUGCCAGAUCGCUGAACGAUAAGAUACGUCAGCUGGACGCAUCUCAUGAUGACGACACGCGCCUUUUUGCAUAUACCGCGCUGGAGCAUUACAUGGACAAUGAGAGCGGUGUCCUGGGUCGCGGUCACCAGUGCCUGCUACGUGCAAUGUGUGAGAAUGCGCAAGUGCAUCAUCAUGUGGGAAUCAUGGCCGAGCUUCUAAAUGUGCUACUCACUCCAGGAAAGGCGCGACUCGAGGAGGCCUAUAAGGAAGCCCACGCUGCGGGCCUAGCUGGUGUAGAUUGUUGGGAGCUGUUCCAUGAAUGUCCCCGAGGUGCGAGUGCUCUGGAUGCUUUUACUGUGGAUGUAAAUGACUAAACUUGCAACUGCAUUUUGGCUAAGCGGGCUGAGCCAAAAGGCAAUUGAAUAUAAUCAACGAUUUGAUUAAAAAUUAAUCUUAAAAAAAUGUCUGAA
Drosophila montana is the source of this 1357-nucleotide messenger RNA. RefSeq lists its product as uncharacterized. The transcript is spliced from 2 exons. The record is from RefSeq and is a predicted model, not a curated record. NCBI's taxonomy places the organism in Eukaryota, Metazoa, Arthropoda, Insecta, Diptera, Drosophilidae. The coding region runs from base 608 to 1261 and encodes 217 amino acids.